AUGGCUACCAAGAUAUUUGCCCUCCUUGCGCUCCUUGCUCUUUCAAUGAGCGCUGCAGCCGCAGUCAUUAUUCCACAAUGCUCACUUGCUCCUAAUGCUGUUAUUCCACAGUUUCUCCCACCAGUUAGUUCUAUGGGCUUCGAACACCCAGCUGUCCAGGCCUAUAGGCUACAGCAGGCGCUUGCGGCGAGCAUCUUACAACAACCAAUUGCCCAGUUGCAACAGCAAUCCUUGGACCAUCUAUCCGUACAGACCAUUGUAGCGCAACAGAAGCAACAAUUCCUGCCGGCACUCAAUCAACUAGCCGUGGCGAACCCUGCCGCCUACUUGCAACAGCAGCUGCUUGCAUCCAACCCACUGGUUGUGGCAAACACUGCUGCGUACCAGCAACAACAACGGCUGCAACAAUUCCUGUCAGCGCUCAAUCAACUAGCCGUGGCGAACCCUGCCGCCUACCUGCAACAGCAGCAGUUGCUUCCAUCCAACCCACUAGUUGCGGCCAACGCUGAUGCAUACCUGCAACAACAACAACUGCAACAGAUCCUACCAGAGCUCAGUCAUCUAGCCGUGGCGAACCCUGCCGCCUACUUGCAACAGCAACAUCUGCUUCCAUUCAACCAACUAGCUGUGGCGAACACCGCUGCAUACCUGCAGCAACAGCAGCUAGUGUCAGUAAACCCACUGGCAGUUGCUAACCCAUUGGUUGCCGCCUUCUUGCAGCAACAACAGUUGUUGCCAUUCAACUAG
Messenger RNA from Miscanthus lutarioriparius, 747 nucleotides. NCBI's taxonomy places the organism in Eukaryota, Viridiplantae, Streptophyta, Magnoliopsida, Poales, Poaceae. The record is from the annotation of a GenBank genome assembly.